AUGGACUUCUCAAACACCGCUUUCCGGGCUCCUCCAAAGGUGUCAGAAGAUACAAUGUCUCACGCGAACCUGGUCAUGGCUUGUCAGUGGGGUUGGACGAGCACACCUGACUCAGAACACGUCCAGCCUCUCACCUCAACCGCGCCACAGCUCGCACCAGCAACAUCAUUCAACAACAUACGCAGCAAACGUUUUGCACCAUGCCAGGGCCGUCUCUAUCAUCAGCUCCUUUGCUCGCAUCGCGUACGGACCGAUCUCGUCGAAGACUGCGGCAUUAACUGCGUUGAGCCCUUUGGGACUUCCACGGGCCCUGCGUUUGUCUGCAAUGAAUGCAUCCAAAAGGAGGCUAUCGACAUCUGGGAACAGCGAAAGGUACAACACGGGGCCUCUUACCCUCCUAUCGAUCAAAUGUCCAAAGAGCAGUAUGACCUGUUCUUCGAGGAGCGCCGAGCACUCGAAGCGGAAUUUGCGCGAGAUCACAAGCUCUACGAGAUGGAGCUGAAGACGAAUCUACGGCCAACCAACAUCUGUUCCGCGCAAGAAGCAAGCAGAGAAGAGACAGAAUUCGCAGCUGAACUGGACUCUUUAUCCCUGGCGAUGAUGACUUCUGGCGAUGGAGCAGGUCAGCCUCAUUUUGCGCAAAGUCGCGGUCGCUCAAGCCUACCAAGCGACGCGUCCGAGCAGCUGCACUGGACCCUGAACUCGCUCGCAAUAGAUCGUGGCUCAUGUGGCAUCGAAUAUUCUACCUCACAGUCAGCGAAUGGUAAGCCUGCAAGGCGGCGCUUGAACGAGGAAGAGCUCUGGAAGAAACCACGGGAGUGA
Ascochyta rabiei is the source of this 822-nucleotide messenger RNA. RefSeq lists its product as uncharacterized. Lineage: Eukaryota; Fungi; Ascomycota; Dothideomycetes; Pleosporales; Didymellaceae. Bases 1 to 822 code for a protein of 273 amino acids. The transcript has a single exon. The record is from RefSeq and is a predicted model, not a curated record.